Molecule: messenger RNA, 1768 nt
Organism: Benincasa hispida (wax gourd)
Lineage: Eukaryota; Viridiplantae; Streptophyta; Magnoliopsida; Cucurbitales; Cucurbitaceae
Product: Auxin-responsive family protein
Source: RefSeq, a predicted model, not a curated record
AAUUCUUUAGAAAAAGUAUAUAUCUUAACCAAUCGAGUCAGACUCAAAUUGACUAGUUAAUCCAAAUAUAAGAUUAAUUCAAGAAAGAGGAAAAUGGAUGUUAAUUAUCUACUAAGGCAUACUAAUGAGGAGUGGCUUAUCUUCAAAGCAAAGUUUGGUGAUAAUUUUAGAAAUUUCCCUAAAGUAGUAGCUAAGUGGGGAUAAUAAUGAUGCAUCAUUUUCAACCUUCAAUGCGUCUAAAUUGCUCAAAUUCCAAAUACAUCAUUACAUUACCAAACAUUAUACUCAUAAUUCCCACUUCUUCCACUUUAUUUCAUUAUCCCCUUCACUUCCACCCACCAUUCUCUCAUUCCACCACCGCCGGCCACCAUGCUCCGUUGUCAUCUCCUCCUUCUCCUCCUCUGUUCUUCCAUCUCCGUCGCACUCUCCGCCCAUUGCACCACCGUCACUGCCACCAAAACCUUCCAAAAAUGUAUGAAUCUCCCGACCCAACAAGCUUCCAUUGCUUGGACUUUUCACCCUCACAAUGCCACGUUGGACCUUGUCUUCUUCGGCAAUUUCAUUUCUCCCUCUGGUUGGGUCGGCUGGGGAAUCAACCCCUCGUCGCCAGGGAUGACCGGAGCUCGAGUUCUAAUCGCCUUCUCCGAUCCAAACUCCGGCCAAAUUGUUGUACUCCCUUACAUUCUUGACCCAACUGUAAAGUUACAGAGAACCCCUCUUCUCUCUCGCCCUCUCGACAUCCGUCUACUUUCUUCCUCCGCCGCCUUGUACGGAGGCAAAAUGGCCACCGUACACAACGGCGCCGCCCUCCAUAUCUACGCCACACUAAAACUCAUCCCAAACAAAACCAAAAUCCAUCUCAUCUGGAACCGCGGAUUGUACGUCCAAGGCUAUUCCCCAACCAUCCAUCCAACCACGGCCGACGACCUCUCUUCAAUCGCAACUCUCGACGUCGCCUCCGGCACCGCCGCAAGCCAGAGCGACGAAAUCCAAACACUCAAAGUCAUCCACGGCAUCCUCAAUGCCGUAUCCUGGGGACUCCUACUCCCAAUCGGCGCCGUAACAGCCCGAUACCUCCGACACGUACAAACCCUGGGUCCGGCGUGGUUCUACGCCCACGCCGGAGUCCAACUCGCUGGAUUCGCUCUAGGAACAAUCGGAUUCGUGAUAGGAAUCCGAUUAGGGGAGCUUUCACCAGGAGUUGAAUAUUCGCUACACAGAAAAUUAGGGAUUGCGGUAUUUGCCCUAGGUGGAUUACAGACAUUGGCGCUGCUAUUCAGGCCGAAAACUACGAACAAAUUCAGAAAGUAUUGGAAAUCUUACCAUCAUUUCGUUGGAUAUGCGUGCGUGGUGAUCGGAACGGUGAACGUGUUCCAAGGAUUUGAAGCGAUGGCGGCGAGUGGAUCGUACGCGAAAUUAGCGUAUUGCUUAGGGCUUUCGACGCUGGUAGGGAUUUGUGUGGCGUUGGAGGUGAAUUCAUGGGUGGUUUUUUGCAGAAAAUCGCAAGAGGAGAAGAUGAGAAGAGAAGGAUUGAUUGGAGCUUCUGAGAAGGAAAGUGGAAGCUAUAACUAAAUGAAGAACCUGAAGAAGAUGAUACAGAGACUAUGACUCUUUUGCUUUGACUUUUUUUUUUUCCUUCAAAAUAUUUAUAGUGGAUUUUUUUUUUUUUGUUUACAUUUUUUUUAUAAUAUAUAUAUAUAUAUAUAUAUAUAUAUAUAUAUAUAGGAUAAAAAGGGGAGGGUAAAUUGAAUAAUUAGGUAUUCAUGAA